This is a messenger RNA of Plasmodium malariae, 1821 nucleotides long. RefSeq names its product conserved Plasmodium protein, unknown function. The record is from RefSeq and is a predicted model, not a curated record. The transcript is spliced from 3 exons. NCBI's taxonomy places the organism in Eukaryota, Apicomplexa, Aconoidasida, Haemosporida, Plasmodiidae. The coding region runs from base 1 to 1821 and encodes 606 amino acids.
AUGAAGUUGCAGCAUAAUGGUAAUGAAAAACAUCCUCCAUUCACAUUGGAAGAAAAAAAUGAGGUUGAAACAGAAAAAUUGGGAGUCCCAUAUGACGAAAAGAAGAUUACUUUGGGGGAAAAAACAUACAAGAAAAUAUUGUGUGUAAGUAAUAAUGACCAAGAGGAAGGAAAUUAUGAAAAUGCACACGCAAGGAAAAGCUUUAGGAAUAUAAACAUUGUAAGUAAUAAUGCAACCGUGAAAGAUGACCUGGUGGACCACAAUAAAGCAGAUGGUGUGAAGGUAGAUGAUAUACAUUAUAGCAGUUUCAACAAGGACGAUAAAAACAUAUUAUUUCUAAAUGAUGAUUAUGCAAAAACUGCAACAGACAAAAUUUAUGUAAACGAUAAUAAUGAUGAUGGCGAAAAUGAUGAUGGUGAAAAUGAUGAUGGUGAAAAUGAUGAUGGUGAAAAUGAUGAUGGUGAAAAUGAUAAUGAUGAAAAUGAUAAUGAUGAAAAUGAUAAUGAUGAAAAUGAUAAUGAUGAAAAUGAUAAUGAUGAAAAUGAUGAUGAUGAAAAUGAUAAUGAUGAAAAUGAUAAUGAUGAAAAUGAUAAUGAUGAAAAUGAUGAUGAUGAAAAUGAUGACGAUGAUGAUGAUGAUCUCUCUUAUAACGAUGGUUCUUAUUACAAUAACUGUAACGACGAUGAUGCUACUUGUACCUCCUCCAUCAACAAGAGUGUACGUAUUAUAAACAACAGCAUAUACAAAAUAAAAAACAAUUUAAGUAAUAUUAAAAAUAUUGUUAACUUAAGUGAUAAAUCAAAUGUAGACAUGACUUCAGACAAAUCGGAAAGUGAUGAUAGUAGCCUUGUAAGAACAUACGAAAAUUUAGAAGAGGGUAACGACGAGGAAUGUGAAUAUAAAAAAAAUAGUAAAGAUUUAGAUCAAAUACUAAAAACAGUAAUAAAUAGAAAGAAAGAACAAAAAAAUUUUACAGUAUUAGACAUAAUUGAUGAAUGCAUAUCUAUAGGAGAUAUAUAUAGCACAAAUAGACAAAAUCAAGAUCAGAGGAAGGCUAAGAUUUCUAUGUUAAGGGAUGAGAAAGUGGGACACACACAAAUCAGAACAGAAAGUACAAGCCCUAGGGGGGAUCAUGUUCAAAAUUCCGACUGUGCUUAUAUGACCAGUUUAGAAAAUGCAGUAAAUUUGGAAAAUAUAACCAGUUUGGAAAAUGUAGCCAAUUUAAAUAUUUUUGAAACAGAUAAGGUAAAAGCUUGCAAAUCUCAUGAUACUGUUACCGCUAGUACGAAUUCUGAAAGCGUAUCAAAUUUUCAUAAGAGCAAAGGAGGAGAAGAUCAUUUGAAAAAAGAGCUCUUGAAUAAUUGUAUGAGUUACUCCUCUUAUGACAUUUCAUUAAUAAAUAAUCGGCUAGAAAAAAAAAGAAAAGAAUUAGUAACAUGUCUAAAUUUAAAAGAUACAGAAGAAGAAUCGACCAAUUUUUGUACUACAAAUAUAAACAUUGAAAAUGAAAAUAUAAAUAAAGACAAAAAUAAAUACGAACAAAAAGACAAAGAGACUGAAAUGGGUAACUUGAUAAAGUGUACGAAAGAGUACAUGCACAAAUAUAUGGGCAACGAGCAAAAUGAAGAUAGUAAAUUAACGUAUCCCGUAAGGCUAUUUUUUAGGGGGAAAAAAAAGUUUACUGCUUUGUUAAGACAAAAAAAAUAUUUUUGUUAUUUCGUGUUACAUAUAUUUUUCUUUUCUUCUUGCUUUUUUUUUGGCUUAUCUUUUGUUAUUCUUGAACGGUUCUUUUAUCACGUGUUUUUUGACCAAGAUCUAUGA